This is a messenger RNA of Formica exsecta, 5413 nucleotides long. RefSeq names its product regulator of G-protein signaling 11. The record is from RefSeq and is a predicted model, not a curated record. Gene Ontology annotation, biological process: regulation of G protein-coupled receptor signaling pathway; intracellular signal transduction; G protein-coupled receptor signaling pathway. The coding region runs from base 343 to 3063 and encodes 906 amino acids. Lineage: Eukaryota; Metazoa; Arthropoda; Insecta; Hymenoptera; Formicidae. The transcript has 17 exons.
GGCGGCGGCGGUGUUGCUGCUGCUGGUGGUGCGUGCGCGCGCGGUGCUGCCUUAACGGCGUAUCGGUGCGGACGGUGGCUUUAGACUCGAAGCUGCGGAAGAAGAGCCGCGAGCUCGGCCGUGUUCCGAUGGCCUGAUACAUAUUUGCGGAACGCAUUCAUGAAGCUCCACUGCCCUGACUCGUCGAUGGGCGUGCGGGGGUGACUGGAGUGAUGGGAUGGGGCCAGAGCCCCAUGGAGUUCGGGUAGACCCGUCUCCGGCCCAGCUCCCCAGCCCCCUCCGCCAUCGAUAUCGACACCGCUCCUGCCAGCGACGCAGAGGGCCGCCUCGCGCGCGAUCGCGAUGGAGGCCUCUAGCAAUCAACAACAGAAAGAGAAGGAGCCACGUAUUCACAGGCCUUACGCCUUCGACAAGAUGGAGGGGCUGGUGCGGGAGAUGCAAGACCCUGAGAGCGGGGUACCCGUGCGCAGCCAAAAACAAUUUCUCACCUCAAUCCCUUCAGCGUUCAUGGGUGAGUGCCAUCGGUACCUGCGUUGUGGAGUAAGCGUAAGCGGCCAUCACGGCCAGGACACUACAGUAGGCUGCCUGCGUGUUGCAGGUUACGACCUCAUCGAGUGGCUGAUGGAGCGGCUUGCCAUCGAAGAAUCAGUAGAGGCGGUCCAUAUUGCUAAUCAACUAUGCCAGUAUGGCUACUUCUUCCCAGUGAAUGACUCCAAGACACUCACUGUAAAGGACGAUAGCUCUCUGUAUAGAUUUCAGACACCCUAUUAUUGGCCGUGGCAACACAGAACCCCUGACAAUGUCGAGUACGCGAUCUAUCUGGCUAAACGAACCCUGAAGAACAAACAACGUCACGCUCUCGAGGACUAUGAGAUCGAAGCUUUGAACAGCCUGCGCAAGAACUUGCAGAACAAAUGGGACAUAAUACAACUACAGGCAGAAGAGCAGGCUCAGGUACGCCUAUCCAAGGAGCGCAAAAAGGGGGACAAGAUAGUGAGCGACUCGCAGGAGCGAGCAUUUUGGAGGGUAUAUCGGCCGCCGCCCGGUUGUCUCAGUAGCCUGGAAGUCGUGCCUGUACCUACUCGCUUUCGUCCCGGACUUCCACGACCACCGUCACGCAAACGCACCCUCGCCGAUUUGCAACGUGAGGUGGACCUUUUACGGAACAGUUUGACACGCACGAGGAUAAAGGUUUCGACUGCGAUCGAAAAUUUGAAAUCAUACUUCAACACGUACGUGGAAUACGACCCGAUGUUCGUACAGCCGCAACCUUCCAAUCCAUGGAUCACCGACGAUCACACGUUUUGGCAAACGAAUAGUCCUUUAGUGGAAGUUCCUACGGAGAAGCGUGUUAAGCGAUGGGCACUGUCGAUGGAAGAACUUAUGUCUGAUCCUACAGGUUUACAAGAAUUUACAAGUUAUUUAAGAAAGGAGUACAGCCACGAAAAUAUAAGAUUUUGGCUGGCGGUCAAAGAUCUCAGGCAUAGUUUCCAAGCACAAAUACCUGACAAAGUCAACGAAAUUUUUAGAGAAUUCCUGGCGCCUGGAGCUCCCUGCGAAAUCAACAUAGACGGGAAAACGAUGGAGAAGGUUCAUCAGGAGAUGAAAAAUCCGAGCAGAUUUACGUUUGAUUCCGCCGCGGAGCAUGUAUAUACGUUACUCCUCAAGAAGGACUGCUAUCCUAGAUUUAUUCGUUCCGAUCAAUAUCGUAAUCUCUUAGCCGCUGGCGUGCAACCUCUACAAAAGAAGAGAUUUUUCGGCUUCGGCGGCCAAGCUAAGAAGAAAGUUUCCUCCACUUCGACACCGACGUCUAGCACUUUGCAGCACGCUAGUAUAGGUAGCAGCGGCGGAAGCGGCGGCGGUGGCGGCGGUGCCGGUAGACGAAGAGGAAGCGACCGGAGCCUAUCCGGAAGUGCUCACGAGCUAACCGUCUGCGGUGUCCGCGACGCAUCCUCCGCGCCGCGAGUGCCGCACUCACACAGCCAAUCGAACCUCACCGACAUUCCAUACAGGGGAGAUCUACCACGACUCAUAAAGAUGCCUUCGAGGCCUAGUCCACGUAGUAUUCAGGAUGCUGGCGCGACGGAAGUAGCGGUUCGCCCUAUGGACGACGUGUGCCCGUGGGAGUCCGUGCCAGGCCCGAGCACCGAGCACGGUGCGGCGGAUGCCGCUCCCUCUGGAGUGACAGCGUCAGCUGAUCAGGCCCGACACGUGUGGGACAGCGGCGGUCACGCGACCAUUCAUACCGCCGAGGCAACGCGCGCCUCUCGCAAGAACUCGGCGCAGCUGGACUCGUGCAGCUCGUCGUCGGACGUCAGCCUCGCCAUCGCGGAGGUCUCCGAACGGCUGCGCAAGUCGUGUAGCUUGCAACAUAGCGGUAGCAUAGGUACAGCGACUUCGGGCCCCGGCAUGAUAACGCGAAAUUAUUCCACCUGUUCGGCGAGCGGCCGUAUCAGACUAUCGGAGAUGAAUCGCGUGUCCGUGUCGUCUUGCAAUUAUCCGUCGCCCCAGCAGUCAUUCGAGUACUCCCACGUGGUCGUCGAGAAGGUGGAAGAGAGAUCGUCUCUUGAAAAAAUUGUGCCCGAGGAGGAGACAUCCGCGGAAUCCGUCGUCGUUAAAGAAAGCCAGCCGAGUCCCAAGACGAGCGCGAAGGCGCCUCUCAUCAGCAUUAGCGCGAUCGUGGGCGAUUUGCCGAGCGACAACUCCACGAUGGAGAACAUCGACGAAGACGCGAGCGAGAGCUGCACGGCGAGGGACGCGGGGGAGAUCGUCGUCGAGGAGAGAACGAGGGACGAAGCCGACUCGCGGGCCGACACCGGGGCGGACGUGUCGCCGGUGGCCGAGGAGGAACCGGUGACGACCGAGGAGCCGCCGGACGAGGCGCAGGUCGUACCUGUCUGGGAACCGGACGCCCAACAGGAAGACCGACCGGCGACGGCGCAGGCGGCGCCUCGGGAGAAGCGUGACAAUAAUGUUAACGAAGUAUGCCCGUGGGAGGACGAGGAAAACUGUAGAGUGGAUGCGCCCUAUGUAAAAACCUAUGCGACUUUAGGUUACCUGUAAUUUUUGUCGUGUUGAUAUUUAAAAAAAAAAAAGUAUCUUUGCAUUUUACAUUUACAACAGUCACACAAAUUCGAUUUCGAUUUUCACUUUGAUCCACUUUACCGACCUCGCGUGUUCAGACCGUUACCCGGCGAAGUUUCGAUCACUGCAUUAUUUAAAAGAUACAUUUUUUGAUUGGAAUAAAGCUUGCGAAAGCGUUGCAGAAUCUGAUCAAACGAGCGCAAUCAAAUGCUACGGAUAAAUCCACGAUAUCGCGUCGAAAAUGACGGUGUCUGGGCGCAAAAUAAAGGAUCGCGAGCAAUUUGCUCGAUAGAAUCGAUAUUUCGUCGUCGAAAAUAUACGUCGGCAUCUAGUCGCUAUUAAUAUCUACACGUAUGGCCUAACGAUCCGUAAUUCAACGAUCCGAUUUGUUUGCUCGGAGUGACAAGGAUUCAAAACGUAUGGAUCCAUUUAAAUCUCUUUCGUCUCUUUCCUGACUUGUAUUAAACCAUUACUAUUUACCAUCCUUAGUAUACGCGUGCCAUAUUAGGAAAUACGCAAAAAUAAUUUGUGAAAACGUUAAAGAGACGGGCGCUGUUGUUUAUAGAGACAUUAGAGUGUACUCUCUAACGUUGUUCGUAGAUGACCGUAGUUUAACGUAGACCGGAAACGUAGAGGAUGUAGAGGAUGUGAGAUACAAGUAGAUAGACGUGGUAGAUCGUGUCACACUCUCUGUGUUGAGUAAACGUUCAAUGACAACGUUCCCAGACAGGGAUAAUUAAAUUAAUGAGUAAAUUCGUGCGCGCGAAUUGGGAACUCGUUAUUCUCGUUUCGAUCCAGUAUCUCGCGCAAACGCGCGCUCGUAGGGUGCUAGCCAAAUCUGAGCCCUUUGGCCGCUCUCCAUGGUCGUGCUUUUCCCGGAUACUUCACUUCUUCGCGAAUCACGCGUUCGCGAAACGUUACGUUUCGAUAUAUGUCCCGUUAUGCGUUACAGUAAAAUCCAGGUCCCCAAUUGAUCGGAAUUUGAUUAACGAAGAUAUCGCGAAGAUAUAUACAUAUAAUAUUUUUAAAAAAAUAUAAAUAUUUUGCCAAUAUUGCAUCCCAACGCGUGACGCGCAAUCAUAAUUUAAGCGCAUCGAUGUGCACGUUUUUUCGUCUUACUUAUUGUUAGAGUAAUCGCUUAGAAUUUAGCGUGUCUUACAUUGUGUCUUACGACCGUUCGAUAUUAACUAUUGACAAAUUAUCGUGACCUGAUAUAUCGUAAGUGUCUAAUUACAAAUAUUUCGUGUUAUAGUACACACGCCGCUUUAUCGUAAUCGCUUUGUCGAAUUAAUUAACCGAUAAUAGUCGACGGCGAUUACGAUGAUGUUACACGGCGUUUCACUCGUUGAUCCUCGCUUGAGCGAAUCGCGCUCGCGAAUUAAUGACAGAAAAUAUAUAAAAGAAUAAAAAAUAUCCAUACGAAUUCAGAAUAGCGUGUUAAAGUAUUAAUAUGUGUUAAAUUAUUGGAAUGUUCGUUUUGCUGUCGAAUCUCCGCUCCUGUUACUGCCCCAGGAACUUUGAUUCGACGCUACAAAUUGAAAGAGAGAGCCAUUUAAAAAUUGCAUAAAUUGUGCUCCUAACUGUAUUAACCUCGGUGUUUUUUCGUGUCUAGUUUUAAAUUUAGAAUGAAAUAAUUAUUACACUAAUUACUGGCAAUACGCGUUUGUCUCACGUUCAAUUGCGAACUUCAUGACGAUUCUGAGGGCCGAUUGCUCGUUUUCUCCAAUGAAAAAAAAAUAGGUAAUUUAGCUAAUGGAAACGAAGAAUGAUCGCCUAAUUAUGCCGCGUUUUACAAAAAGAGAUGGUAGAAAGUAGAGCGAUGGAUUUUAAUAUGCUUGCUAAGUUUUUUUACCGAAUAUUGAAUUUUUAGAUUUCACUUUAUUUCGAGAUACAAGUUUCUCGAUUACCAAACAUUUGUAUUUUUUUUUUUUUUCUACGCACAAUACCGAGUGCGUGCACGCAAAAGCGAAGUACGACUGGUCUGAACACGCGAGCGUAAUCAUAAGGAUUCUAAAAGUAUUCACGACGAUCGUACUGUUAAUUCAGCAGCUCAACUUAAGUAUCGUAACGUUCUUAUGAUAGGUUAGCCGAUAAUAAGAUUUAGAGUAACAGGUCCCGCCGUGGUGAUAGAGGGAAAUGAAAAUGAUAUACUUACUACCGUACGAUUUCGUUCGCAAUCAUAGCGGAUAAUGGUAUACCGAACUACCUUUUCGAAAAUUCGCCCGCGUAAUUUUCUUGUACGAGUCGAUAAAAAAAUUGCACUAUGGUCAAAUCCGUGAGAGGACUCACGCAGAGGACUCCGGGGAAAAAACUCGGAUGUGUGCUGGAG